UUAAAAUACACCAGACAAAAUGAUUAGUGGCAAUAAUGUGAUUAUAAUGAGCAUUAUAUGGGUAAACAUGUCAAAUCUCUCCACUCUCAGUGCCUACAUAAACCCAAGAAUCUUCUUCCAUGUAAACUCCCAAAAACCGCAAAACAAAAGCAGAGCUAGUCUUAAAAGAAGAUGGGAAGGCAGCUUAACACGACGACGUUUCUUCACUUAGCCACCUUACUCUUCAUUUUCCGGACAAUCUCAGCCGUCCGAUUCCCUCCGACACCAACAACAGCCAACGAUCUAGAUUUCAUCCGCACGAGCUGCAACGCCACGCUCUACCCGGAAGUCUGUUUCACGUCAUUAUCUGGCUACGCCACCGCCGUACAAGAUAAUCCGGCGAGGCUUGCUAAGCUCGCAAUCGGCGUUUCUCUCUCCCGCGCAAAAUACACGGCGGCAUACCUCUCGAAGCUCUCACGCGCCGCCGCCUCCGCCGCCGUCCACGACUGCGUUUCCAACGUGGGAGACGCCGUGGAGCAGAUGCGUGGUUCCUUACGCCAGCUCCGAGAGAUGAACCACCGUCGUCCCGGAGCUCCGGCGUUUGAGUUUCAGAUGAGUAACGUGCAGACGUGGAUGAGCGCGGCGUUGACGGACGAGGAGACGUGUACUGAUGGGAUCACGGAGCAGAUGGAAGACGGAGAGACGAAAACGGCGGUUUGCGAGAGAGUCGCCGACGUAAAGAGGUUCACGAGUAAUGCGCUUGCUCUCGUUAACACAUACGCCAAUAAUGGAGCCUAGCACUAGCUAGGCCUUUAAAUGAAGCUACAAAUACUUGUACUGUUGUACAUAUAUAACUAUGAUAUGUAAUCAGUGUGCUUAUAGGUUUUCGUGUGUAUUCGAGGCUCUGAAAUCGAUCGAGUUUACUGAGUUGGAACUCUGAGUUUGUGUGUUGCAUUAAGCUAAGUUUGAUUGUAUUAGACUAUUAGUA
This is a messenger RNA of Eutrema salsugineum, 967 nucleotides long. Its product is annotated as 21 kDa protein. The coding region runs from base 172 to 777 and encodes 201 amino acids. Gene Ontology annotation, biological process: negative regulation of catalytic activity. The record is from RefSeq and is a predicted model, not a curated record. Gene Ontology annotation, molecular function: enzyme inhibitor activity. The transcript has a single exon. Lineage: Eukaryota; Viridiplantae; Streptophyta; Magnoliopsida; Brassicales; Brassicaceae.